AUGAUCAACCGUUCUGAAAAUAAGUCUAAUUUGGCAUGCAGAAUAUACUCUUACACAUGUAUUAUUACAUGUGUAACAAUAUACCUUAUCGUAUUACACUCUACACUAUCUAAACCUCCCAUUAAUUCACCAUUCAACGAUUCUUUAUGGGAUAAAUCGCAAUUGUUAUUUAUGUUCUCUUUAUUUCUAGAAUUACUCGAUUAUAUCUACAAGGGCGCACGUGGUGUUAUUCAAGACCUUUAUUUCACAACUAUUUUGCUGCUAUUAAAGUUUAGCAUCGUAUUUCUCAUACUUAAUUUCACAGGAUUUGUUUCUAAUCCCCUUUACGUGUUGAUCUUUAUCUGUUCUGAGACAUUCACCAUCCUAGUCAAACAUCUAAAUAUCGUAUUAGAAUUUCAUAGAAAACAAAUACCAUUUGUUGAGUAUCUAGAUGAGACAGUCUCCCUUUAUUCUUUCUCAACAUCUACCUUUUCGCAGUUGUUGCUAGUUAUUGAGGCAUUGCCAGAAAUGAAGAAGAACCAAUACUUUAGGUGGUUUCCUUCUCCACUACCCAACAAGCUCAAUUUCUUCAUUGAUUUGUACAUAACCUUUAUUGUACUUAUUUUGGCCUCCCUUGUCUCCUCAAUCGGCACAUACUAUAGGAAACUCACGUGCAAAAAAUCAAUUUGA
Molecule: messenger RNA, 669 nt
Organism: Babesia microti strain RI
Lineage: Eukaryota; Apicomplexa; Aconoidasida; Piroplasmida; Babesiidae
Exons: 3
Coding region: 1-669 (222 amino acids)
Source: RefSeq, a predicted model, not a curated record